GUUCCUUUAGUUUUCCGGUGAUUUCUUGGCCAAAUCUUAUACCUGAUAUCCGAUCUUCACUAGUUUCCGGCAUCAACUGGGAAUACAUCACCUUAUCAGUCACCAAAUCACGUAAAAAGGAAGAAGAAAUCAAUGGCUGCUUCAGAGUGUAACAAUGAUAUUCGUCUCAAGGUGAUUGAGGAAGAAUCCAGUGGAGAUGCAGAAGUGAUGAACAGAGACUCAAUUGAGAGUGAACAAAGGGGAUGUACUAUUGAUGAAGGGAUUGAGAAAAAGAGACAUCAGGAAAACCAAAAAGGAGGCUGGAAGAUAGCAUUUCUCUUAUUGGUGAAUCAAGGUCUAGCAACUCUUGCCUUUUUCGGUGUGGGGGUGAACUUGGUUUUGUUUUUAACAAGGGUUCUUGGGCAAAAAAAUGCAGACGCAGCAAAUAAUGUUAGCAAGUGGACUGGUACUGUGUACAUUUUCUCUUUGGUGGGUGCAUUUCUAAGCGAUUCGUACUGGGGUAGAUACUUGACCUGUGGAAUAUUCCAGAUCAUAUAUGUAGUGGGUUUGGUGCUGUUAUCACUUGCAUCUUGGUUAUUCCUUAUCAAACCAGAUGGAUGUGGAGAUGGAAUAUUACCCUGUACACCUAAAUCUUCAGUUGGUGUCCCAAUCUUUUACUUAUCAAUUUACCUAAUUGCUUUUGGAUAUGGUGGACAUCAACCUACUGUAGCCACUUUUGGAUCUGAUCAGCUAAUUGGAGAGGAAGCAAAGGCAACAUUCUUCUGCUAUUUUUAUUUUGCAUUAAAUGUUGGUUCUUUAUUCUCCAACUCUAUACUAGUCUAUUUUGAAGAUAAAGGCCAAUGGACAAUAGGGUUCUUUGCAUCCACAGCAUCAGCAAUUUUAGGCCUUAUCAUCUAUGGAUUAGGGACACCUAAAUACAAGUAUUUUAAGCCAUGUGGCAACCCAUUGCCACGUGUUGCUCAGGUAUUUGUCGCGACAUUUAAGAAAUGGAAGGUGAUUGCCCCUGAAGAUGGAGACAAACUCUAUGAGGUGGAAGGUUCUGAAUCAGCCAUUAAAGGGAGUAGGAAGAUUUUGCACAGUAAUGAGAUUCGGUUCUUAGAUAAGGCAGCAACAGUGACAGAGAAAGAUUUAAGUACUACAGAGAAAGACCCAUGGAGGCUUUGCACAGUAACUCAAGUAGAAGAGGCAAAAUGUGUAUUAAAGAUGUUACCCAUCUGGGUAUGCACCAUCAUCUACUCAGUUGUCUUCACUCAAAUGGCAUCUCUCUUUGUUGAGCAAGGAGCAGUUAUGAACACCAACACCACUGGUGACUUUCACCUUCCAGCUGCAAGUAUGUCUGUUUUUGAUAUAUGUAGUGUCCUCAUCUUCACUUGCAUCUACCGCCAAAUCCUCGUUCCUAUCACCGGAAGAUUAACAGGAAAUCCAAAGGGACUCACCGAGCUUCAACGAAUGGGAGUAGGACUCAUUAUUGGAAUGUUAUCAAUGAUAGCUGCUGGUAUCACUGAGAUUGAAAGACUUAAAAGGGUAAGCCCUGGACAAGAGAUUAGCUCCUUGAGUAUAUUUUGGCAAACACCACAAUACAUGCUUGUGGGAGCAUCUGAAGUGUUUAUGUAUGUGGGUCAGUUAGAGUUCUUUAAUGGUCAGGCGCCGGACGGUAUUAAAAGCUUCGGAAGCUCUCUUUGCAUGGCUUCAAUCUCUUUUGGGAACUAUACUAGCAGCAUACUUGUUAACAUGGUUAUGGUGAUUACAACCAAGAACAAGAAGCCUGGUUGGAUCCCUGGUGACCUUAACAAUGGUCAUAUGGAUCGCUUCUACUUUCUCCUUGCUGGGUUAACUGCUAUUGAUUUCUUUGUUUACUUGUUUUGUGCCAAUUGGUAUAAGUGUAUCAACCUUGAAGACAAUACCCAAGGGAUUGAGAUGGAAACACAAAGAAGUGAUGUACUUAGAAGAGUCUAAUUCUCAACUCAAAGUCAUUUGGGUUGUCCAUGACUGGUUUCAUCGCCACUUGUUGAUCUCUUGGUUGAAGAAUCAAAUAAAACUAUUUUCGGAUUUAUGAUC
This is a messenger RNA of Telopea speciosissima, 2058 nucleotides long. Its product is annotated as protein NRT1/ PTR FAMILY 7.1-like. Gene Ontology annotation, cellular component: membrane. Bases 133 to 1956 code for a protein of 607 amino acids. Gene Ontology annotation, biological process: transmembrane transport. The transcript is spliced from 6 exons. The record is from RefSeq and is a predicted model, not a curated record. Lineage: Eukaryota; Viridiplantae; Streptophyta; Magnoliopsida; Proteales; Proteaceae. Gene Ontology annotation, molecular function: transmembrane transporter activity.